GUUUCUGGUGUCUAGAGCUGUCUUGAGAUUAGAGAAGUGUAGUCCUCGGCAUCUUGGGCCCAACAAACCAUUAGGCUUCAGGAUGGGUCUUAUGAAAAUUGGACCCCGAGGAGAUAGUACGAAUGGGAAAGCAAAAUGGGAUGAAUCAAGAUGUGGAGAUGUGAGGCAGAUCUUUAUUACUCAUGGAAAUGCCAUAAAUUCCAUCCAAGUGUUGUAUGACCGCGACGGGAAUUUAACGCUUGCAGAGAAGCAUGGAGGUGAAGGAGAUUACUUUGUCGGUAUCAAUUUUAAAUCUUGCGAGUAUUUGACAUCCUUAACUGGAUAUUAUGGGCCCAUCAACCCAAAAGGUAAAGGUUCAACGGUAAUACGAUCACUAACAUUUGAAAGCAACCGGGCCAUUUAUGGGCCAUACGGCCAAAAAGAGGGCACCCUAUUUCGUUGGGACUUCCAGACGGGCGUCAAGUUUGGUGGAUUUCAUGGACUUUGUAGUGAUGAUUAUCUCUCUGCCAUCGGUGUAUAUGUUAAGACAAUGGCGAAGCCCUAGUUCAAGCCUGAUCCCCCUUGAUAUAACAAUACCAUACCGCAUUUGCCGGAGUUUUCAGCCCCCACUCGAAGUUCUCCUUUCCUGCAAUGAUUCAAUCUCAAGCUCCGAUUCCAUACAUUUGAGAUAUAAUGUGGUCACUUUGUAUAUGUAAAUAUUUUAACUUGCGAGUUACAAUGUACUAAAGGUAAGCACUUCAUAAGAAAAUGAAUACCGAAGUUAGUCUGU
Messenger RNA from Phoenix dactylifera (date palm), 769 nucleotides. RefSeq names its product jacalin-related lectin 19-like. The record is from RefSeq and is a predicted model, not a curated record. Lineage: Eukaryota; Viridiplantae; Streptophyta; Magnoliopsida; Arecales; Arecaceae. Gene Ontology annotation, molecular function: carbohydrate binding.